GCCCAGGGUCACACAGCCAGACUUGUGUCAGGAAGGCUCUUGCCCUAGUGUGAGGAACCAACUGAGAGGACCCAGGACCCGUAUUCCAUCACAACCUUACUUCUGUGAGCAGCACUGGACUUAGCAGCAAGGACAAAAGGCAGGCUCAGGCUAGAGACAUCGCACAAUACCAGGACUGAAGGAGGGACAGCCUGCUCCCCCUGGGCCGCAGCCGGCUCCUGACGCCCCCCAAUGAGAGGGGGCCGUGCCCCGGGGCUCCGGCUCAGUACCCAGAGGAGGCCGAAGCAGAGCGCGGCGCUCGUUGCAGCCGCAAACUUUUGCACCUGCGCCCCGCGCGCCUCCCCAGCAUGUAAAGCCUUUCCUGCAGCCUCAGCUGUCGCCAACAUCGCCGCCGCCUCCCGGGGACACGCGGCCACCCCCAGGUUGGGCUCUGGGCGGCUCGAGCAGGGAUGAUGAUCUGGGACUGGAUGCUUCGCCCUCGCUGCUGCUGGCCCUCGCUGCUGCUGCACUGUGCGCUGCACCCGCUCUGGGGUUUCAUUCAGAUCACUCACGGCGAACUCCAGAAGUCAUGUUCUAAGACCAUUGCAGAAAAAGGUACCGAUAGCUGCCAGGAGAUCUGCCAGUGUAGACGGCCUCCUCCACUACCACCUCCUCCUCCUCCGCCGCCGCCUCCCAGACUGCUCUCCCUCACACCUCCCAACUCUACCUCGUGCCCUGCUGAAGAACCCUGGUGGUCAGGCUUGGUCAUCAUUAUCGCAGUAUGCUGUGCCACACUCGUGUUUCUGGUUGUCAUUGUCAUCAUUUGUUACAAAGCCAUAAAGAGGAAACCAUUAAGAAAAGAAGAGAAUGGAACAAGUGGAACCGAAUAUGCCAUGACCUCCUCUCAAAACAACAAAACAGUGGAUGUAAAUAAUGCAGUUGUGUAAUCCCUGCUGACUCCCAGACAGCCUGGCUGGAGUGAGGUCUCAUCAAAGCACACAGGGGUACAGGAAGAAGGGAGGGAGCGAAGACACAGCAGGUGACAGCUUGGUGGGCCCAGGACUUAAUUCCCAAUUCUUGCACACCUCAAGCAUUCAGAGAGAAACCCGACUGCUUUUCAAGACUUUGCUGAGCAUCUGAUGAAAAGGAUUUUGCCUGCCAGUCAGAGGCAGCUCAGAGAGGAGAACGUAGAAUUAGAAAGAACCCUAGAGAUCAUCUAGUUCAACCCCCUCAUUUUACCGAGGAGGAAAUUGAAGGCAGGGGGAUUACGUGACUUGACCAAGGUCACGCAUCUCAGAAGGAGCCGCAGUGUUGGGAUUUGAACCCAGAUUCUCUUACUUCAGUUACAGUGCUCUUCCUCCUAUGCCCAGAAUGAGGCACGAUGACCACGUGCAACGUCUGCCAAGGGGACAAAUGUCAGCAUGCCUUGAGCUUCUCUCUUGUCAUGGUUGCUGUCCUCAUUUUUGUUUGAUCCAGUUCAUGAGAGCUGCUGACAAAAGAGGACUUGCUGGAAUUGGGGAUUUAGAAUGGGCAUUCUAGCUAUCCUACAUAGCCUUGCUGGUUACAUCCCUCUGGCAAGGGAGUAGCACCCUCCACUUCUUCUUAACCCUUUAGAGGGAAGGUGUCCGUGAGCGUAUACUACCUGCCCCCAACCUGCAUGCCCUCACAAGCAAGGCCGGGAAACCUAUCAGCAGUCUGGUGACUAUGCAAUUUCCAGUGACCCAAGGCUCCUCCAAUCAGGACAGGGCUCCUUCAAGUGUUGGUUUGACUGUGAGAAUUUUCAUUUUUUAAAAAGGUGCUUUCAAUACAUUCCUUCUCAAGAGCCUCCAUCCUUUGCUUUGGGUUUCUGUCUUACCUUCUUUCUUCUUCACCCCAGCAAAUACUUGAGUUCCUUGUUCUCCUCAGCUCUCUAAGUUCAUACUCUAAGGCCCCACUGCACAGCUAUUUCUUUGUGAAAAUGCCUGAUGAAGAAAAAAAAAAAGAACAAGAAACUUGUUUACAUUGGUGUGGAUAAACAGCUGUGUUCAUGGUCUCAGAUAUGGAAAGGAUGAGCCAGACCAGAAACCAAAGUUCUCUUUCCAUCCUUUGGAUGAGCUGUUGAGUCCACCUAGUUGUUUUUUUAAUUUCUUUGCAUAUUUUCUCAACUCGCCAAGAGCUUAACAGACCUAGCCUGUAGCUAGUGUUGUUUGUGAAAAGAACAGGCAAAUAAUUGUGAGCUCAGUUCUCUGACUGGCUGUGAUGGAGGCUGCCUAUCGUGCCAAAUUCUGCAUGGGAACUUUUUGUCAUACUUAGGGGUGGCAUAGAUCAUGCUUUCCCUAAAGCCAUGCUGCCACCAAACCCAUUUCACUUAGUACCUCAAGUACCAAGGUAUUAAGACAUUGUGUUGUCCCCUCUCUAUAAAACAAACAACUAGAUCUGUUCCCCAAUUCUCGAGGUCUUCGUAUGGAAACUGGCUGACCACUUGGGGAGAUAAUAUGAUUUAGCUAUGGGCUGGAGUAGAUGACCCCUGCAAGUCCUGACUCUGGGAAUCUAUGAUUGGGAACAGCCUUGCUUUGUCUCCCUCCUCCAGAAAGCCCAUUUGUAUCUCCCUUUGUCAACUAGAUAUUUCUCUAUCACCUUGCUCCAGAUAGAAAGUUCUGAGAAUUGAAUUGCAAUAUGGAGGGAGAUAGAGGGAGUGAUCCCAAAUGUCUAUUUCCAGUGCCACUGUGAAGCUUCAGUAAUAUUCAGUAUCUGUGUCUCAAGUGGUUGGCAACCCCAUUACUGAAAAUAAUCACCAACGGAAUUAACACAUUAGUAAACCAAGGCAUAUUGACAUACACUCUGUUUUGCAGUACAUAAUGUGUCUAUUUAAAUUUACUGUCCGUUAGGUUGUAAGCUCUUGAAAGCAGGAGACUUCCACAUGGAGCUGAUUGUCAAAAAAAUCAUUCACCUGUUGAACCUUUAUUCAUCAGUCCUAUGUUGUUGUUUUUUUAACCUUUGAAUUUCCUUCAGCACCCACCACAAUAUCCUUCAUACAGUAGGUAUCUACUAAUACAGAACCAAUCAUCUUAAUGUAUAUUUGAGGUAAUCAUCACUGGAUUGGAAUUUAGUCACAUUCAUCCAAAUUAAAGGUAACUCCAACUCCUUCUGACUUAGAGCAUCCAUCUCUAUGAAUAAUCUUUCACUCUUAAUCACCCUGUAUUUAACAUGAUCCGACACAUGCUUGUGGGGGAAAAGACUAUAUUUGCAAAUCUAAGUAGGAUGGACUGUCGAUACCAGCCUCAGUUUGCAUUGGCCUUUCCAAAAUGUAAUGUGCUCCUCUGAAAGAAAAUUGAAAGUUUCCUUUAAGAAAAAGGGGAACGUGGUGGUCUCUGAACCAAAGCAUGUACUAUCAGUCUCAUAAAUGAGUAGAUGCUGGCAAGUAUAAAGAAAGCGUAUUGAGCUGAUUCUAAACUUUGAAUUACCUCCUAUUACAUGCAGUUAUGGUACUUCAUAAACUCGCCCCACUAAUAUGAUACAGUUUAAACGAACACAGACACCAACAGUCUCCUCCAGUUCACCAAACAUAUAUGUUGUUUUGAAGAUCAAAUAAUAAAUUAACAGACUGGAAGUGAGACACCCCCACACUCACAUCUGCCCAUCUAGCUUCUGGAAUGUCAGGAUGGAAGAAGUGGCAAGGGGUUAUAGAAGAGAGGAGGUCAAGAAGCCUCCAGGCUCUGCUUUUUGCUAUCUGUGUGAUCUUGGGCAAGUCAUUUAACAUCUCUGGACUUCAGUUUCCUCAUCUAUAAAAUGGAAGUGUUUGAUUAGAUACCAUUUUUAGAUCCAUGAUCUUAUGAAUAUAAUUUUCAAAUAAAAAGGUACUAUUAGAGAUCAAAUUCCAGCACUCUCGUCAUUUCACAAAGGAGGAAAUUCCUUUAAGAGUUAAAAGUGGGAAAGGUUAUUUGCCCAGCUGCCAUAGAUGGUACGGCUAGGUGGCACAGUGGAUCGAGUAUCAACCCUGGAGUCAAGAAGACUCCUCUUUCUGAGUUCAAGUC
Molecule: messenger RNA, 3992 nt
Organism: Vombatus ursinus (common wombat)
Lineage: Eukaryota; Metazoa; Chordata; Mammalia; Diprotodontia; Vombatidae
Gene: PRIMA1
Product: proline rich membrane anchor 1
Exons: 8
Coding region: 450-926 (158 amino acids)
Source: RefSeq, a predicted model, not a curated record